This is a messenger RNA of Prunus armeniaca (apricot), 1767 nucleotides long. The record is from the annotation of a GenBank genome assembly. Lineage: Eukaryota; Viridiplantae; Streptophyta; Magnoliopsida; Rosales; Rosaceae.
AUGGAGGGCCAGACGUUUGUUGUUGGUCAAGAGUUCCCUGAUGUCAAGGCCUUCAGGAAUGCAAUUAAAGAAGCUGCAAUUGCUCAACACUUCGAGCUUCGUAUCAUAAAAAGUGACCUUAUCCGCUACUUUGCGAAGUGUGCAACAGAUGGAUGUCCAUGGCGCAUCCGUGCUGUGAAGCUUCCUAAUGCCCCAACCUUUACAAUAAGAAGCCUUGAGGGGACACACACUUGUGGUAGAAAUGCACACAAUGGGCACCACCAGGCUUCCGUUGAUUGGAUUGUCAGUUUUAUAGAAGAACGUCUGCGGGAUAACAUUAAUUACAAACCAAAGGAUAUAUUGCAUGAUAUCCAUAAGCAAUAUGGGAUAACUAUACCGUAUAAGCAAGCUUGGCGUGCUAAGGAACGAGGACUUGCUGCGAUUUAUGGCUCUUCUGAGGAAGGAUAUUGCCUUCUUCCGUCAUAUUGUGAGCAAAUAAAGAAGACCAACCCUGGAAGCAUUGCAGAGGUGUUUACCACUGGUGUGGAUCAUCGGUUCCAGCGGUUGUUUGUGUCCUUUUAUGCGUCCAUUUGUGGUUUUUUGAAUGGUUGCUUGCCCAUCAUUGGGCUCGGUGGAAUCCAGCUUAAAAGCAAAUAUCUUGGUACCUUACUCUCUGCAACUUCUUUUGAUGCUGAUGGUGGGUUAUUUCCGCUAGCAUUUGGUGUUGUUGAUGUAGAAACUGAUGAGAGCUGGAUGUGGUUCUUGUCAGAGUUGCAUAAGGCGCUGCAGAUGAACACUGAGAAUAUGCCGGAGCUCACAUUUUUAUCUGAUGGGCACAAGGGCAUUGCAGAUGCAGUAAGAAGAAAAUUCCCCAAUUCAUUACAUGCUUUUUGCAUGCGCCACUUGAGUGAAAGUAUUGGAAAAGAGUUUAAGAACUCUAGACUUGUUCAUCUUCUAUGGAAUGCUGCAUAUGCCACUACCAUGUUUGGCUUUAAAGAAAAAAUGGCUGAAAUAGAGGAGGUAUCUCCGGAGGCUGCAAAAUGGCUACAACAAUUCCAUCCUUCCCUCUGGGCAUUAGUGUAUUUUGAAGGAACACGUUAUGGUCAUCUCUCAUCAAAUAUUGAGGAGUUCAAUACGUGGAUUCUCGAAGCUCGUGAGCUGCCCAUAAUCCAGGUGAUUGCGACGAUUCAUAUUAGAUUGAUGGCUGAGUUUGAAGAACGGCGUUUUAAGAGUAAUUCUUGGUUUUCUGUACUUGCUCCAUCCGCUGAGAAGCAUAUUUUAGAAGCCAUCGGCCAUGCAUCCACAUAUCAGGUCCUUCGUUCUGAUCAAGUAGAAUUUGAGGUUCUCUCAGCUGACCGAUCAGACAUUGUGAAUAUUGGUACCCGUUGUUGUUCCUGCCGUGAUUGGCAGCUAUAUGGGAUACCAUGUUCCCAUGCUGUGGCUGCCUUCAUCUCCUGUCGAAAAGAUGUAUACGCCUUUACAGAGAAAUGUUUUACUGUUGCAAGUUACCGUGAGGCAUAUGCUGAACAGAUAUACCCUAUCCCUGGAAAAGUUGAAUGGAGAAAGGCAGAUGAGGCUUGUGUGGAUGAUGAUACUCGAGUUGUGCGACCUCCUAAGUUUCGUAGACCACCAGGACGCCCAGAAAAGAAACGAAUUUGUGUAGAGGACCUGAAUCGUGAGAAACAUACUGUGCAUUGUAGUCGGUGUAACCAAACUGGACAUUACAAGACAACUUGCAAAGCAGAGACUUGCAAAGCAGAGAUUAUGGAUAGUAUCGAACAGUUCUAG